This is a messenger RNA of Penicillium brasilianum, 1719 nucleotides long. The record is from the annotation of a GenBank genome assembly. NCBI's taxonomy places the organism in Eukaryota, Fungi, Ascomycota, Eurotiomycetes, Eurotiales, Aspergillaceae.
AUGCACGAUCUUAAAGCGGCUGGCCAUGUUGAGCAAAGCCUCGCCGUGCCCUCUCAAUCGCUUGGGGAGAAUACCAUCGCUAUCGAAGAUGAAGUCCUUUUGCAAAUGGCUGAGCAGAUUCCGGACUUCGCCAAUCUGGUCGAGAAAGCCCGUCGGGCGUCCACAUUUGAACACAACUUGACCAACUGGGAUGCAUUCAGGCUUUUCCCGAAGGCAGUUGUUUUCUCGUUUGUGUUGUCUCUUGCCAUCAUUAUGGAGGGAUACGACACUUCUCUGCUCGGCUCAUUUUAUGCCUACCCGACAUUCCAGAAGCGAUUUGGGGUUCCUUCUAAGGAAGGUGGCUAUCAAGUCACAUCAAAUUGGCAAACUGGAUUACAAAACGCGACCAAUGUGGGACAAAUACUGGGUCUUCUUAUUGCCGGUAUCAUUGCGGAUCGAUGGGGCUACAAAAAGACAAUGUUCGGCGCUCUGGUCUCGCUUAUCGGGUUUAUUUUCAUCAUGUUCUUCGCCAGCAACAUUGGAAUGCUCCUCGCGGGUGAGGUUCUCUGUGGAAUCCCCUGGGGUGCGUUCCAAACCUUGACAACUACUUAUGCCGCCGAGGUUAGCCCUAUAAUCCUGCGUCCGUAUCUGACCACUUAUGUGAAUCUGUGCUGGGUCACUGGCCAAUUCAUUUCAACUGGAGUUUUGCGAGGUCUCUUGGGCCGCACGGAUGAAUGGGGCUGGCGAAUUCCCUAUGCUAUUCAAUGGGUCUGGCCUGUUCCGAUCAUCGUCGGUGUUCUCUUUGCCCCUGAAUCUCCUUGGUGGUUGGUCCGUCACGGUAAGAUUGACGAAGCAAAGCGAUCGCUUACCAAAUUGGCCCGUCCUGGUAACUCUGAGUAUGACACGGAUGACGCUGUCUCACUGAUGAUUAUCACGAACACCCAUGAGAAGCUAAUACGGGAGGGUGUAAGCUACUGGGAUUGUCUGAAAGGAGUUGACCGGCGUCGUACCGAGAUUGUCUGCUGCGUGUGGAUGUGCCAAGUCUUCUGCGGUAUAUGGUACGGCGGCAAUAUUGUCUAUUUCCUGCAGCAAAUCAACUUCAGCAGCGACCAAUCAUUUGACUUCGGUCUUGGUGUCAAUGCUAUUGGAUGGUGCGGUACGGUGUGCUCAUGGUUUGUGAUGCAGCGAAUUGGUCGGCGAAAGCUCUUUGUUACUGGACUUGGCAUUAUGUUCACCGUGUUGAUGUUGGUGGGCUUUCUGGGUAUCCCAAGCCAAAUUACUCCCGGUCUUAGCUACUCGUCAGCUGCCCUCCUCCUGGUGUUUGUUUUCACCUACGAUCUCACGGUCGGCCCUGUCACUUACUGUCUCAUUUCCGAGAUUCCUUCCACGCGGCUGAGAAUCAAGAGCGCAGUACUUGCCCGCAACUGUUACAACAUCGCAAGUAUCAUAGCUAACUUCCUCAAUCCCCCUAUUCUCAACCCCACUGCCUGGAACUUGAAGGGCAAAGGAGGCUUCAUCUGGGCGCCCUUCUGUAUGAUUUGUUUUGUCUGGUCAUUCUUCCGCCUCCCUGAGCCAAAUGGCCGCACUGCGUCUGAACUCGACAUUUUGUUUGAGAAGAAGGUCUCAGCUAGGAAGUUUUCUGAGUUUAAGGUCACUCCAUUUCGCUCCAACAACUUUGAAGUCGUUGCUGAUGGAGCUGCGCUCCCUGAGAAGAGCUCACUCUCGGGUGCUCAGAGUUGA